This is a messenger RNA of Hordeum vulgare subsp. vulgare (domesticated barley), 1899 nucleotides long. Its product is annotated as OVARIAN TUMOR DOMAIN-containing deubiquitinating enzyme 9-like. The transcript has 11 exons. The coding region runs from base 343 to 1170 and encodes 275 amino acids. NCBI's taxonomy places the organism in Eukaryota, Viridiplantae, Streptophyta, Magnoliopsida, Poales, Poaceae. Gene Ontology annotation, molecular function: cysteine-type deubiquitinase activity. Gene Ontology annotation, biological process: protein deubiquitination. The record is from RefSeq and is a predicted model, not a curated record.
CGGCGGCUGCACGGAGCGUCCAAGGGACGCCGGAGAUGACCGGAGGAGUCGCUGCGCUCGCGGGAGGCUCGACGCUGCGCUCGCGGAGGCGGACGCGGCUGGCUGUAGGGAGCACGCGCCUUCGUCCGCGUUCGUCGGCCGUUCGCAUUCGCGGGCGCGGGGCAGCGCCUGCAGCCAUUCCUCGCGGCCACCGAUGUCCGGUGGAAGUGCGCUCAUCACACCGCCGCCCCGUUGCUGAACACCGCCGCCGACACCCUGUUGUGGCCGUCGCACAUCGGACGAAACAGCCACAAAUCCAGCGAACCCGUCAGAUCAGGCACGAAAAGAGGGGGGCGGAGCAGUAUGGCGAAGACCGGGAAGGCGGUGGAGGGGUCGCCGGGGACGCGGAGGAAGUCGGGCUUGACGAGUAACUUUCUGUCUUUGAAGCCCAUUGGAGGUCAAGAUCUCUCCGGGAGUGCUCCAGCUUGCUGGCAAUUCCAUGCUAUCCUAAGUUCGUCUUCAGCAGGUGUGUCACAUCCCCGGGAUGUAGGCACAACGAAUAGGGGGAUACGGUGGAUUACCACGACUGAGGAAGAGAUUGGGGAAAAUUCAGUCAAAAGGGAUGAGAAACACAGAGAACCAGGAAGCACUCAGGAAAGCGAGGAGGAAGUGUGCGUGACUAUAGGUAGCCUCCUCGCUCAAGCAAGGAACGACAGCGGACAUAGUCUUGGGAGGCGCCUCUUGCAUUUGGGUUCCGUCCCGCACCGUUCUCGAGUUAAUGGAGAGAUUCCUAAUGUUGAUAAUGCAACCUUGGAUCAUGAAAGAUUGUUGGAAAGGUUGGGGACUUAUGGUUUGGCCGAGUUUCAGAUAGAGGGAGAUGGGAAUUGUCAGCUAAAGGAAUUCAGAAAACGGUAUGAAGGCUAUGUACCGAUGGAAUAUAAGGUGUACUUGAAGAAAAUGAAAAGAUCCGGGGAAUGGGGGGAUCAUUUGACCCUUCAAGCGGGUGCAGACCGGUAUCGGAGGGAGCUGAGUGACUUUCUGGCGACUCCUAUGUGGAGAGCUUUGUCUGAAAUGUCUAAAGGCGUGUUGUUUCAUAUAACUGUAUGCUAUGUUGCCCAUGCCUUUCCCGAUAGCCUUAGUAUGGUCAUCAUUUUCUCAUUUAUAUCCUUCAUCUUGGUAAGGAUGCGAUAGCUUGCCCCUCUGCAUGGAUUUGUUUUUUCCAGCGCUCGUUUCUUUUCUCUGUUAACCAGAUCUCGUUCUUUUAUUUUGCGGGUGUCUAACCAUCCUUCUCCGGAGGUCCAAGACCGGGCUGAUGGUCAACCCGCCGGAGCUCAUGGCGCCCUACACCUCCCAGCCAGUGGCCAUGCCGGAGAACUGCCACUCCAUGUUCAUCACCUUCUCCAAGGAAAAUGCCCUCCACCGCGAGGAGAUCUUCCAGUACUUCAGGCAAUCAUCUUGCUGUAUUUUACAAUCGCCGGUUAAUUAGCCGCAGCUGACAUUUGGGGUGACAGACAUGAUGAUGAUGGAUAGCAGCAAAAGGAAGAGUGGCGAGGCUGCCACCAUCACGGCAGAUCAGGUGUGCCCAAGCAACAACAACAAGAGGAACAAGGCCCUUCUACUAUCUCUUUGUACACUAUUGCUUUCUAAUGAAAUGAUGUUGGAGGUGCUACUUCGGCUCCCUGUCAAAUCCAUUCUCCGCUUCUGGUCCGUCUGCCGCGCUUGGGCUGCUCUUUUGUCCUCCAAGGAUUGACACCAAAAUUCAAAACAUUGCCCAUAGUGUCGGAAUUCAAGAUGGAUCACUGUUUCUACUAUAGACGACGUGAACGAUUAGGAUUGAUCACGUUUGUUGUUAAUAUAUGGACAUUGUGGCCAUACAAAAAGAGUGCAAUACAAAUAGAACGCCAUGCGUGUAAGGAUUUA